AUGCGCGAAUCCAUUAUCAAGGCAUGGCAUGCGUAUUUCAAGGUCCUAAAACAGGAAUUAGCGGGAGGCCAUUGGACUCUCGAUAACUGCUCGCUCAACGAUGCUUUCCUCAGAGAACUCGAGUUACUUCUACGCCCUCGCGACGUUGAAUUUAAUCACAAGGAGAAUCAUAUAAGAUGCUUCCCACACGUUACCAACAUAUGUUCGAAUCACGUCAUUGAUGCAUUUACUGAUAUCAGCCUGGUAGAUGAUGCAGGGGGAUUUGUCGCAUCCGCAUCAGGCCCUCCAAGCGAUCCCGAUAAUCAGAGCUACGAAGAAGCGGUUGCUCGCGACCCAAUUGCAUUAGAGCUUGCGAAACUUAGACUUACUGAUAUGGAAUGGACUGUACUCCAGGAUUUUGAGAUCGUACUGGGUGUACCUCAUCAAGUGCAGAAAAUCAUGUCGAAAGAGCGCACUCCUGUUUUAUCAGGCACAAUUCCUGCGUUCAAAAUGUUCAUGACGGCAUGGGAGCAACUUGGGACAGCACACCCCCGCUUGGCCCGAUGGACAGAUAUCGGUAUCGACUGGGCGACAACUUACUACAAGAAAAUGGAUGAUUCGCCUGCCUACGUUAUUGCGAUGUUUCUCAAUCCCUCAAUACGAUUGUCAUGGAUUCGACGACACUGGGAGCCUAAUUACGUUGCCAGGGCCACCGUAAUUAUAAAAAAUACCAUGCGAAAAUACCAUGACCGUCUUCAUGGACAAGUUCAACAACCUACACCUGGUACAGCAGCCUCGCAGCAAGAGAGGCGAAGCUGGCAUGAUUUAGCUGGACAAUACGGGCUCGAAGAUAUGAUGGACGUUACAGGUGCUUCUUCGCAGCAGGUCCAAGGUGUUGAAGAACAAUUUGAGUUGUACGAAAAUGGGCCGCUCUCACCGCGUGGCACAGAUAUUGUAGGGUUUUGGGCGAUAAGUGAUAAAACUCAUCCAACAUUGUACGCAAUGGCAUUAGAUUAUUUGCCCAUUCAAGCAUCCUCGGUUCCUUCCGAGCGCGUUUUUUCAUCCAGUGCCGAAACUGAUACAAAGCGGCGAAAUCGAAUCCACCCUGUUCUAAUGGAGGCGCUUCAAAUGUUAAAGUUUUCGCUCAAGCAGCAACGGCUAAACUUUACGGAGGGAUGGGCUGUCACAGAAGACGAACUCGAGUACUACGCAGAUGACAACGAAGAUUCAGUGGAUUUGUUAGGGAAGCUAACUUCAGAAAUUACGGAGGAUGGUAUAGAUAUUGAUGAGGUAAUUCACGUUAUUGGACAGGAUGACGAGGAUUGA
Laccaria bicolor S238N-H82 is the source of this 1305-nucleotide messenger RNA. RefSeq lists its product as uncharacterized. NCBI's taxonomy places the organism in Eukaryota, Fungi, Basidiomycota, Agaricomycetes, Agaricales, Hydnangiaceae. The transcript is spliced from 7 exons. Gene Ontology annotation, molecular function: protein dimerization activity. The record is from RefSeq and is a predicted model, not a curated record. The coding region runs from base 1 to 1305 and encodes 434 amino acids.